UCCACCACCCAGCCAAAGCCCACCGCCUCCUGCUCUCCGCCAUGCCCCACACAUCCUCUAAGCCCUUCCCUUUCCCUCGCAGCAUCGAGGGAGCAAGAAAGCCCAGCUUCUCGCCAGCCGACGCCGACUGCCGCUGCGCUGGCCACGUCGUCCCCUGCUUCGCCUCGCGGUACCACGAUCACGCCGCACCCGUGGGCCCCCACCAGUGCUGCUCCGCCCUCGUCCAGCGCGUCGCCGCCCCAGUGGCCGCCGUCUGGUCCGUCGUCCGCCGCUUCGACCAGCCGCAGGCCUACAAGCACUUCGUGAAGAGCUGCGACGUGAUCGACGGCGACGGCGCCGUCGGCACGCUUCGGGAGCUGCGCCUCGUGUCGGGGCUACCCGCCGCCACCAGCCGCGAGCGGCUGGAAAUCCUCGACGACGAGCGGCACGUGCUCAGCUUCCGGGUCGUCGGCGGCGAGCACCGCCUCGCCAACUACCGGUCGGUGACCACGCUUCACCCGGAAGGUGAGGCGGCCACGGUGGUGGUGGAAUCGUACGUGGUGGACGUGCCGCCGGGGAACACCACGGACGACACGCGCGUCUUCGUCGACACCAUCGUCCGCUGCAACCUCCAGUCUCUGGCCCGCACCGCCGAGAACAGCCUCAAACAAUGCGAGAAGAAUUGAUUCAAAAGGGCAUCCUCCUCAUCAAUUCCAAUCAAAGCUAAAUCCUCCCCGUCAACACAUUUUUGUUGUUUGCAUGUGUUAAUUCUCCUCUUUCUCCUCCUUUCAAAUAGUUUUAUAUUUAAAACCUUUGUGAAUUACGACAAGCUUAAUUAGUUUG
This is a messenger RNA of Zingiber officinale, 822 nucleotides long. RefSeq names its product abscisic acid receptor PYL4-like. NCBI's taxonomy places the organism in Eukaryota, Viridiplantae, Streptophyta, Magnoliopsida, Zingiberales, Zingiberaceae. Gene Ontology annotation, biological process: abscisic acid-activated signaling pathway. Gene Ontology annotation, molecular function: abscisic acid binding; signaling receptor activity; protein phosphatase inhibitor activity. Bases 42 to 665 code for a protein of 207 amino acids. The record is from RefSeq and is a predicted model, not a curated record. The transcript has a single exon. Gene Ontology annotation, cellular component: nucleus; cytoplasm.